AUGCAAUGGAUUAGAGUCAACAGCAAUUGUGUCAUCAGUUUUGUGUUUGGUGUAAUCAACUAUUGGUUCAUGUCAGAGUUGACUCUGAUGUUCCACAAUUCCCGCAAGGAAGGACAAGUCUCAGUUACGGUCAAAAGAUAUGAUGGCAGAACAAGGCCGUAUCCAAAACCAAGAAAGCUCAAGAAUGGAAAGAUGUCAAAGGUAGAGCCUCUGCCAGAACCUGAGGAGUAUAGCUGUUUAUUGCGUGCAACGAGAGACAAGAAGAUCAGCACAGUGGUAUCAGCUGCAGAUGCUCUGAAGUUCCAGCUGCAAUUUGCUCAGUUCCUCCGUUCCAACAUGGACGGGUUGAAGAGAGAAAAGAAAGCAAGGAAGAAAACCAAGAAAGCCACUCAAUAGACACCGUGAAAAGAGAAGGAACUUUGUUACUGAACACCAUCAAGCAUUUACAA
This is a messenger RNA of Penaeus vannamei (Pacific white shrimp), 449 nucleotides long. The record is from RefSeq and is a predicted model, not a curated record. Lineage: Eukaryota; Metazoa; Arthropoda; Malacostraca; Decapoda; Penaeidae.